This is a messenger RNA of Porites lobata, 4347 nucleotides long. Lineage: Eukaryota; Metazoa; Cnidaria; Anthozoa; Scleractinia; Poritidae. The record is from the annotation of a GenBank genome assembly.
UAUCGAAAUCAUCACCAGUUCGUAAGUUUCGCUUUGCGAGAAUAUGAAGGAAAUGCGAUGGUUUUGGAACUUACAGGAACACUUGCGGUUGAUGUGAGGUACGAUCUUACAAAAGUGUACGAGUAGGUUAAGAUGUCUACUGAAAUAUCAAGUACUAAGUAGAUUUACUCUUGGAAUAUGAUUCGCUAAGUCUCGGCAUUUCCGGUUGGACUGUCUUAAAGGAUGAUUUUUUUUCAGAAGCAAAUUUCUUCGCUGUGUAGAAAAAGCUUAAAUACUAGGAUUUGCUACAGCUGUUUCUGGCCGGGGGUCAGAACUGAUUUUCGCAAAAUUUAUUUGUGACUACUUAUAGCCCAAACUAAUAGACCAUUUUACAGUUAUGAGCUUAGUACCCUAGCCUCUGAUGACCUCUGAUUGAACGUGAGGCUCAGGUUGACCUUGUUUUGAUACAAACUUUAAUCCUUUCCUAUGCUAAAAUAUACUAGUUAACAUAAGAAUAACAUGAAUUAACAUAAUAAAGACCGAGGCUUUCAAAACAAGGCAUCUCCAACAUGAUAAAACUGUAACUAUAAAAUGGACUAAAUGGAGGAGUUUGCUAGGGGGGACCAGGAAUUUAAACGACGGGGAUGAUCGAAUGGGGGCAAAAAUCAAAACCCCAAAAAAUCCCUAGGGUUUCGAACAAAACCCCAAGAAAUACCUGGACAAAAAUUUACUCUCCCCUCCCCCCCCCCAAAAAAAAACUCCCAUGCCAAAUUUCCGAGCCUUUUGGAUUGUAACAGCACUCGAGACACCCAAGAACAUCUUCGGUUUCAUCAAUAACAUUAUGCAGAAUGACAACUUCAAAUUUUUAUGGAUACGCAAAAAAUCCUGCGUCUGGGCUCCUGCCGUAAAUCAAGCCACCCAACCUCUUUCCCAGGAUUCUCUCCUACCCGUCCCUAAGGAGAGAGAACCUGGGAACGAGGUUGAAAGCCACCCCCCCAAAAAAAGCUUGUCAAAGUUUUCCACCCAAAAAACCCCCAAAAUUUCAAACCCAAAAAAAUCCUUCGAUCAUUCCCCUCACUUGAAAUCCUGAGAACCCCCCUGGGGGAGGAUGGUGGGGGACUCCCUUGUGAAACAUACAGUGGAAGUUAAAGGACGCCAAUCUGGUCGUUGCCAUACGUUAUCAGACCCUUUUAAGACAUUGAUAUCAAUAUCUGAGAUUACACACACCCCUUAACGAGACACGAGACAACAAGAAUCCCCACUCCUUUACAUCCCCCCCACCCCUGUUAGGGGUGUAUCAGGCAGUAUCAGGCAGUUCUAUAGUGAGAUAUUACAUAAAAGGCACUGCGAAAUUUCUGGUACAUGUAUUGUAUGCUUCUUUACCACUAUUUCCAUUCACGUCUUAAUUACUUUUGUUAUGUCAGGUCCCAGCAACUCAACUGAGCUAAGUACAGUACGGCGUGACAUGAAACAAAUGUGCGCGCGCAGAUGAAACACAAUGUCUUACAUAAAGCAGUACGAAAGAGCAACAGUGACGAAGUUCGAAAUCUACUGCAAACAGAAGGGACAGCUGUAAAUUCAAGAGAUAGUUAUGGCAAUACUCCUUUACAUUUUGUAAGCGAUAAGACCAUUGCUUCUCUUUUGAUUGAAUCGGGUGCCGACCUAAACCUGCAAAAUCAAGACGGUGAUACAGCACUACAUACUUGGCAUAGGCCCAACUUUGAACAGAACCAUCUUGAUGAUCUUCUCGAUACUGCACCUGAGAGGAAAUUAGAACUCAUCUCCCUGUUAUUAGAAUCUGGAGCUUCACCGAACAUACAGAAUAAUUUUGGCUACAACGCCCUACACUCUUCGCUUACCUAUGGUGGUAUCGCAGGGAUACCCUACGAUGGCCACUUUAUGAAUAAAGUAAUAUCUCUUUUAAUCCAAUUCAACGUUGAUGUGAACAUGGGAGAUUUUGAAGGCUGUACGCCUUUACAUCACGCUGUCAAAGAACCCCAUGUGUUCAAUGCAGAGACACUUGUGGCAGCAGGAGCUCUGGUGAAUGCAAGAGACUAUCGUGGAUUGACUCCUCUUCAGCAUAUCUUCCACUCUGAUAACACAGAUAUGGCACAACUAUUGCUGAAAUACAAAGCUGAUAUAAAUUCGCAAGACAUGGAUGGCCGAUCUAUGCUAUCAACGGCGGUAGAAGUGGGCAACGAGGAAAUGGUGCAGUUUUUGUUAACAGACCCGCAGGUGCGUGUCAACCUUGCAGACAAAAACAAUGUAACUCCCCUUCACCUUGCUGCAGCAUUUAAACGUGUGGAUCUCACUGCAAUGUUGAUCCAAGCCUCAGCCGACGUAAAUGCACCCGAUUCACGCAACGCAACCCCGUUACACUACGGAACCUAUGGGGGUACACCAGAAAUUGUCACAUUGCUGCUGGAGGCUGGUGCAGAUGGCAAAAUAAAAGACGAUGCUGGAUGGAUGGCAGUACAGUAUGCUCUUGCUAGACACUACUGUCACACUGCUCUACCGUUUGGUGAAAAAUAUCUAAGAGAUUGUUACGCAAGUAGCACCAGAGGGCAUAGGAGGACUGCAGACACUACCUUGGAUGAUAUUAUAUUGGGAAGCCUCCCGGCAGACGACAUCUUUACAAUAGUGGUGCCCGCAUCCCAAGUCCACGCAGAUCCGCUAGACUCUUCAAUUAAACUUGAUGAUUUGGUUGAGUACACGAGGGCCAAAUCAGAGGGACAUAUUUCCAGGUACUUACAUGACAUGUGUACCGUGCCUGGAGUUGGACGAAUCCCAAUGACCAUUUCAGAAGUCAAGUUCUUGAAGUCGGAAGUCGAGAAUGCACCAAACGAUGCUGGAAAGAUGGGGCUAGGAGCUGAAAGCUUAAAGACAGAAUUUCAUGAGGAGAAACCAGAAGUUGGUGACACGAAGGUUGCAGUCGAUUACAUGAGGAACGAAGUUGAAGAUAUUCGGGAAAACGUUGAAAAAUUCAUCUCCAAGUGGAAACAGAAAAUAGCUGAAACGGAUGCGAGGUUCACAGGCACGUUGCUUCAGUCCGGAAGCGUCUACGAAGGUACGAAGGUUGGUGAGCCAGACGAAUUUGAUUACAUGUUGUGCUUAGAAAGGCUAGCACCAGUAUGUUCGGUUACAUUUGAUGAGGUAACAGAAUACGAUAAAGUCAUAGUCCACAAAAACGUGGAAGGCUUUGAAAGUAGUUACGAGGGAUUUUUUGACGGACUGCAACUGGAAAGUGGCAAAGUUAUGGGAUUGUUUGUAGAUGUUGCCAAAAAGGCAUUAACAAGACUGGACUAUAGUUUGGUGCCCAGUGAGAUGUACGUUGAAGGCCUCACAGAGCAUACCCUUAUUGAAGAUACUUGGGCUUUGCACGGCACAGUGACCUGUAACUUGAAGAUCAAAUGGUGUGGUCUGUAUUACAAGCAGCUCGUGAUUACUGUAGAUUUAGUACCUGCCAUUCCGAUUCCAGAGUGGCCGCAAGUGGUCCGUCAAGAAAGCUAUCUAUUGACUGAGGAUAUUAGACUCCGGGGUUGCCAUUUGGUACCAAAGUCUGGUUAUUGGAGACUUUCAUUCUCUCUGGCGGAGAAGCUGAUAAUGCAAAGGCUACCGUGGGAACAAAAGUCGGCGUUUGUUGGGGCCAAAGUCAUUCUUCAUCCCGCUGUUUCUUGUAAGUUCAUGGUUUAUGAUGACAACUAUGCUCUUGAUGACGACAGUUUUCCCGUUCUUGGCGAUGUUCUGCAAAACGUUGGUGACGGCGAUGGGACUGUCCAAGACGCUGAUGAGUGUGAGGGCGUCAUGACGAUGCAAGGUAACAAAGAGGCUUCCACUUCGUCAAACGAAACUACCAGUGCUUGUUGUUUGGAUGAAUUGGGUGGAAUCAAUCAAGAAAAGUUUUCAGUACCAGCAACUAUUGUUGGUAGAACUGCGUUGUCACAGUCUGGUGAUGGUGCAACCAUUUUAAAGUUUGCCAACGCCGAAGAAUUUCAAAUUGUGCCAGAAAAGAUGCAAAGUGAUAUGGACGAGAGAAUUGCGAUUGGUUUUCAAAAGCAACAAACGACAGACGACGACAGUGAUGUCCCUACCGAAACACUUCUCCCGUUUAAUGUUUUAUCAACAUAUUUGCUGAAGAAUUUGUUUUUCAACUGUAUUGAACAAAACGCCAAAGAUACUACGGGAGUUGUAGUCACAACUAAACAAAUAUUUAGCGAGCUGUUUUAUCAUUUAAAGGAAAAUCAACCCAUUCCCUAUUAUUUUAUGCCAACUCAAGGUUUCUGUGGGCUCGAGGAAUCCAGUGACGAUUCCCGUCUUGAGAAGGUGUUGGUUGCCAGAAUAAUGAACAGUUUACUAAGUCAGGUAUAA